Podarcis muralis (Common wall lizard) is the source of this 1197-nucleotide messenger RNA. Its product is annotated as phospholipase A2 inhibitor and Ly6/PLAUR domain-containing protein-like. Gene Ontology annotation, molecular function: phospholipase inhibitor activity. Gene Ontology annotation, cellular component: extracellular region. Lineage: Eukaryota; Metazoa; Chordata; Lepidosauria; Squamata; Lacertidae. The record is from RefSeq and is a predicted model, not a curated record.
UGGCUUGGUUCAGGGGCGGCUCAUGGGCCGGUUUGCUUUCCUCUGGCUUUCAGCUAGCUCCCUUCCUCACCACCAGCUUCCCAUAAGCCUUACAAAAUAACCCCAAUGGGCCGCUUGUGGCCCAUGGGCCUUAGGUUGCCUACCCCUGGUAUAAGUGGAAGAGGCCUGGAAGUCAGGCCUCCUCCUGCUCCUUCCGCUCUGCCUGCUUGAUGUAGCCCCUGCCCCUCUCCAGCCUACAUAGUAAGGAGGCCCUGCUUAAAGGCUUCUUAGGCCCCAGGUGUGCUUACAUGGGAGUAAAAGGAGGGGAAAGCUGGCAGCCAGGGCAACGGCCCCAGCAAGGAGGGUCCGAGACGUGUGAGCUGGGAAAGGCUUCACACCGUGUGCUUCCCAUCAACAUGAAGUUUCUCUUGGGGCUUUUCCUCUUCUCUGUACAUCUAACUACAGGUGCCUCUUUAGAGUGUGAGAUUUGCAAUGGAGUCAACAACUGCACAAGCGAGAGGGAGAUUUGUCCUGAAGAAUUUGACGCCUGUUCCAGCUCUCUGCUUGAAAACAGUAAAGUUAAGGAUGUAUACAUGGCAAAGGGAUGUGUAAACUCUGAAAUCUGCCUUUUUGGUGUGAUCACUAUGACUGAUGGCAAUGGGAGCCACAUAAGGCAGGUUGCCACCUGUUGCGAAAGAAAUGCCUGCAAUCCAGCCACUCCGAUACUUCCAGAACGGAAAACCAUAGCCAAUGGGAAGAUUUGCCCAGGCUGCUCGUCUAACAAAGGCAACUGUUCUGCAGCGGUCACAGAAUGUAUUGGAUCUGAAACUUACUGUGUUAGUUAUGUCACACUUUCAGAGGAGAAUGUCGUAAUCAGCUCCAGGAAGGGCUGCACUCGUGAAGGCAUCUGCACCCACUUAAAAACAUUUGACGGAGGGAUUUUUCAUGAUGUUAAUCGUGUUAAAAAUGUUCAAUGUACCCCAGCCAUGGCAGCCACCUCUUCUUCUCCUCCUCCUCCUCCUCUCUCCUUUCCCCUCCCAUUCAGAUUCCUUCUCCUGGCUCUCCUGCUGAUGAAGCUUCUUUUGUAAUGAGCUUCUUGCACCAUUUCACCGCUGAAGAAAGAUGCCUCUUGUUUUUGAGUUUCAGAGGGAUUUGCCUUCCUCUAUGUUUUAUUGAGUGAAACAAAUAAAAUAAAAUAAAAUAAAAGUGUGGGGGGGU